Talaromyces marneffei is the source of this 5031-nucleotide messenger RNA. RefSeq lists its product as uncharacterized. The transcript has 2 exons. The record is from RefSeq and is a predicted model, not a curated record. Gene Ontology annotation, cellular component: nucleus; zeta DNA polymerase complex. The coding region runs from base 1 to 5031 and encodes 1676 amino acids. Gene Ontology annotation, molecular function: DNA-directed DNA polymerase activity; DNA binding; nucleotide binding. Lineage: Eukaryota; Fungi; Ascomycota; Eurotiomycetes; Eurotiales; Trichocomaceae. Gene Ontology annotation, biological process: double-strand break repair via homologous recombination; error-prone translesion synthesis.
AUGGACAUCUUUCGCGUCCGUUUGAACUGCAUCGAUCAUUAUCAGGCAGUCCCGACUGAAUUCGAUCCUCCCGUUCCAUUUACGAAUGGAGCGUCACAACGGACUGCGCGACCCAAAGUGCCAGUAAUCCGCGCGUUUGGUGCUACAGAAACCGGCCAGAAGGUCUGUGCUCAUGUCCAUGGAGCUUUUCCAUAUCUCUAUAUCGAAUACAGAGGCGGCCUCGGACAGGAUGAAGUGAACAACGCGAUCCGCAACCUACAUGCGUCUAUCGACCACGCUCUGGCGAACAGUUAUCGCCAAAAUGCAUAUGAUGGAAGGGUUGCGUACGUCGCUCAUAUCUCCCUGGUCAAGGGAGUCCCGUUCUAUGGAUAUCACGUCGGCUAUCGGUUCUACUUGAAAAUAUACCUUUUGAAUCCCAUGAACAUUAUUCGGCUGGCCGAUCUUUUGCGUCAGGGAGCAGUGAUGAAAACCAUGUUACAGCCUUAUGAAAGUCACCUCCAAUUUAUCCCGCAGUGGAUGUGCGAUUAUAACUUGUAUGGCUGUGCCUACAUGGACUGCGCCAAAGUCAAGUUCCGGUCUCCUGUUCCAGAGUAUCUCGAGUUGUCGAAUUUGGAUCAUCGGUGGCAUGAUCGAACCAUACCUCCGAAGUACAUCACCAGCGAGACAGUUCUACCGAAGCAGAGCCAUUGCACACUGGAAGUCGAUGUAUGUGUGCAGGAUAUUUUGAAUCGAAAUGCGAUCAAGGAACGACCACUUCACCAUGACUUCAUCGAGCGGAAGCAUCCAAUAACAGCAGAAGAAAAACUCGUCCAGAGUAUGGCGGGUCUAUGGCAGGACGAGACACGCAGGCGCAAGAAGAGACUGGGAAUAAAGGAUCCAGGUAGCAGUCCGUUUACAGCCGAAGAACUGGUUUCUAUGUCAGCUAGUCCCAGGGAUCAGAACAAGGCGGGCUGGAUACACGAAGAGGAGUUUCGUGGGCAUUUACUCAGGGUGGUUGACGAAGAGAAAAAGGCCGACGACACCUCAACAAUCUCCUUUGAUGAUUAUGUCAAGCAUAAUACCUUGGAAGACACAAUUCAAUCGGCCAUCGACAGUGUGGAGGACCUCUACCCGCAGAAAUUGGAACCGUUGAUGACUCAAAUUGCUCUUGCGGAUGUUGAUAACGCCACUAGGACCAAUGCUUAUGAUACCACGAUUUUUCCCGAUGGAUUUGAUGUUGAUAAUGAACUUGAAGCCGAAUACUCCGAGCCGGAGGAUGCAUAUGACAAUGACGAUGACGGUCUACCUAGUAGCUCCUUUCAGUUCGAUGAUGAGCUCCUAGAUGCCCUCGCCGAGGAGAUGAACGAAAAAGAUGCAACAAAAAGGCAACACGACAGGAAAAAGAUAGACCAAGAGGACUUCCGUCUAGGGUACUCGGGUGCGAGUCAGUUUCGUCUAUCGAAACGGGCGCGGACUGGUGAUUUGAGCUCCUCGGAAGAACGCCUUACGAAGCGUCCGAAAAAUGGUUACGUUGAAUCUCCGAAGGAUGGAUCAAAGCCGAAACCAUUAGAUGAUAGCUUUUCGUCAUUUGAUGUCGCUGCAAUCUUACAAGAAGCCGAAGAAGAUGGCGAACGUAUCGGACCCGAUGACACUCCGCCUUUGCAUCCACAAAAUGGACUCGACUCUUCUCAAAAGACUGUGCGCGCUAGUCAAAACCAACGACUUUCAUUUCCUGUCGUCAAAGAUCCAAAUGAUCCCAUGACCAUUUUACGUUUCAGCCAGAGAAAUGGACUGUCCAAAGAAAACUCGCGACUUUCUCAGGCCUCGGCGGAUCUCGACUCUCGAGAAAGCAACGGGUUGGAAAAGUCUUCCUCGGAACUUGCAUUAGAAAGCAGUGGCAAUACAGUGAUAAAACUGCACAUGGGUGGCCGGAUGACUGGUGUCUAUGAAGCUUUCGAUAUUCCUGCUAAUCACAAAGCGCUAUUCUAUGGCUUCCCAUGCCCAACGGCAGCGGAAGUCAAAGCAAGUAUCCAAGAUGAGGGACGACCGGCAGUUAUUUAUCAAAAACCAUUCUACAGUGAUGACAACGACGUACCAGAACGGUCACGCGAAUAUGCCGGACGUGACUUUCGCCUCGUGAGCAACUCAAUACGCUAUUUACCCGAGUUCGGUCGACAAGGUCGAAACAUACAUCUGUUUUCCGAGACAUUGCCGCCUAUACUAAGUCUGGAUGAACAACGGAAGGAGGAUCAGAAACUUCGUGAACUUUCUUCGGCACGAAUCUGGGAGUUCGCUCAGCUCCCUCCUUCUCGCAACGAGGUUCUUGAAUGGUUUGAAAACGAAGAGAAAGCACAAGAAAAUGAGAUGACAGCCCCGCGAAUUUCACUACCUGUAUCAAAGCCGAACGUCAUGUCGCAGAUUGAUGGCGCGACACAGAAAAAUCCAUAUGGUUUCAAGUACUCCCAGAAGCAACAGUCUACUAGUGUGAACCACCAAACACAGUACAUGAGCGUUAUGAGCUUGGAAGUUCAUGUGAACACUCGUGAAGGGUUGGCCCCCAAUCCGGAAGAGGAUGAAAUAAGUUGCGUGUUUUGGAGUCUCCGAUCGGAUGACGAGGACGUGGACGUCAAUAGCUAUAUUGAAGGUGUGCACUUGGGUAUUUUGGCACAACCAGCGGAUGUUCUGGUUCCAGUGGCCGCGUCCUUGUCUGUUGAAAUACAGACCGAAGCGUCUGAGCUUGAUCUAAUUACGAGUUUGGUUGAUAUUGUUCGAAAUCAUGAUCCAGAUAUCAUUACAGGUUAUGAAGUCCACAAUGGAUCCUGGGGCUAUCUUAUCGAAAGAGCCCGAGUAAAGUACGAGUAUGAUCUGUGCAAUGAAUUAUCGCGAGUCAAGGCUUCCGCACAUGGAAGGUUCGGCAAGGAUAGUGACAGAUGGGGCUUCAACAACACGUCCUCCAUUUCUGUUACGGGUCGACAUAUGAUCAACAUCUGGCGAGCAAUGAGGAGCGAACUGAAUCUUUUGGGUUACACCAUGGAGAAUGUCGUGUUUCAUCUACUGCAUAGACGGAUCCCUCAUUAUCCAUUCAAAGAUCUGACGCGUUGGUUCACCGGAAGCAAGCCUCGCAAUAUCAUGAAAGUCGUGGAGUACUAUCUCUCCCGUGUACAAUUGGACUUGGAAAUCCUGGAUACCAACGAAUUGAUCCCACGGACUAGCGAACAAGCUCGGUUACUUGGCGUGGACUUUUUCUCAGUAUUUUCUCGCGGAUCUCAGUUCAAAGUAGAAUCAUUAAUGUUUCGAAUUGCCAAACCGGAAAACUUCAUAUUGAUAAGUCCUAGCCGGAAACAAGUUGGCCAACAGAAUGCUCUGGAAUGUUUGCCGCUUGUGAUGGAGCCUCAAAGCGACUUUUACACAAGCCCGCUACUCGUCUUGGACUUUCAGUCGCUAUACCCGAGUAUCAUCAUAGCAUACAACUACUGCUAUUCGACUUUUCUUGGCCGACUUGACAACUGGCGCGGACGAGGCAAGAUGGGGUUUACGGAAUAUAAGCGACAGGAACGUAUUCUUGAAUUGCUGAAAGAUCACGUCAAUAUUGCACCCAACGGUAUGAUUUAUGCUAAACCCGAGAUUCGCAAAUCUUUGCUUGCCCGAAUGUUGAGCGAGAUUCUGGAGACUCGAGUGAUGGUGAAGAGUGGUAUGAAGGCGGAUAAGGAUGACAAAACUUUACAGCAGUUAUUGAAUCACCGCCAGUUGGCUUUGAAGAUGAUUGCGAAUGUCACCUAUGGCUAUACAUCGGCAUCUUUCUCUGGUCGCAUGCCCUGCUCGGAGAUUGCGGAUAGUAUUGUCCAGACGGCACGGGAAACUCUAGAAAGGGCAAUUGCUUUCAUUCACUCUGUUGAUCGAUGGGGUGCCGAGGUGGUGUACGGAGAUACCGAUAGUUUGUUUAUUUCGCUGAAAGGACGAACACGUGAUGAAGCUUUUACCAUUGGUGAGGAGAUUUCCAAAGCAGUAACAAAGAUGAACCCACGUCCGGUAAAGCUCAAGUUUGAGAAAGUCUAUCAUCCAUGUGUGCUGCUUGCAAAGAAACGAUAUGUUGGAUUCAAGUACGAGCAUCGAGAUCAAGUUGAGCCGGACUUUGACGCAAAGGGAAUUGAGACUGUUCGACGAGACGGUACACCCGCCGAGCAGAAGAUAGAAGAGAAGGCACUGAAGAUUCUUUUUCGAACCGCGGAUUUGAGUCGAGUUAAGGACUACUUCCAGAAACAGUGCCUGAAAAUCAUGCAAGGCCGAGUAUCCGUUCAAGAUUUCUGCUUUGCGCGUGAAGUCAGACUAGGAACAUAUAGCGAGAAUGGCACGCUUCCCGCAGGAGCAUUGAUUAGCACAAAGAAAAUGCUCGAGGACCCACGACUCGAGCCACAAUACGGCGAACGUGUUCCGUAUGUCGUUGUUACGGGGGCGCCUGGAGCAAGACUUAUUGAUCGUUGCGUGGCCCCUGGAGUGUUACUCAACAAUGCCCAUCUUGAGCUGGAUGCCGAGUACUACAUUACGAAGAAUCUUAUUCCUCCACUGGAGCGAAUCUUUAAUCUUGUUGGCGCGAAUGUUCGUCAGUGGUAUGAUGAGAUGCCUAAAAUACAACGAAUCCGUCGCAUCGAGGGGGCAUUCACAGGGUUAGGAGGCGGCAACAACAACGCAGCAAUAUCCAAGAAAACUCUCGAAUCAUAUAUGAAAUCGUCAACAUGUCUGAUCUGCAAAGACAAACUUCAAGAUAACAACAACGAUCUUCCUCUCUGCAACAGCUGUGCCAGUCUACCUCACAUUUCUCUGUUCAAGUUGACAUCUCAACUCCAACAAGCUGAGCGACGCACGAGUAAUCUUCACAAGAUCUGUCGGUCAUGUAUGGGAGUACCAUUUGGAGACGAAGUUAGUUGCGACAGCAAGGAUUGCCCAGUGUUUUACUCCCGGACGCGAGAGAUGAGUAAUUGGAAGAGCUCUAAUUCUGUCCUAGAGCCUGUUAUUAGGGAAUUAGAACGGCGUGAUGAGCGAUUGGAUUGGUAG